This is a messenger RNA of Trichoplusia ni (cabbage looper), 1993 nucleotides long. RefSeq names its product ionotropic receptor 75a-like. Gene Ontology annotation, cellular component: membrane. Bases 30 to 1838 code for a protein of 602 amino acids. Gene Ontology annotation, molecular function: ligand-gated monoatomic ion channel activity. The transcript has 11 exons. The record is from RefSeq and is a predicted model, not a curated record. NCBI's taxonomy places the organism in Eukaryota, Metazoa, Arthropoda, Insecta, Lepidoptera, Noctuidae.
ACAUUCCUUAAAUUACUUUCAAAAUAAUAAUGAAAGUGAUUUUAACUAUUUUAUUAUUGUUUAUACAUAGUUCAGUUCGUGCUAAAGAUGCAACUACUUUGAAUUUUAUAAAACUGUUUAUUAAAAAUGAUGGUAAACCUACACAUUUGAUCUACGGUGGACUGUGUUGGAAGAAGAAUGUAAUAAACAGUUUGGUAAUAGAAAUGUCCAAGAUAGGAGUACGAACAUCUGCGUCCUUCAAACCGCUGUCGAAGUACCAGGACCAUGCUAUCAUGUAUCUUACAGAUUUGGACUGUGAACAGUCAAAUGACGUUAUAUCCUACGCUUCAGAAAAAGAGCUCUUGCAAUUCACUUACCGCUGGCUGAUCCUCGUGAGCUCACCUGAACUGAAGGAAGAAAAGCUGCCUCUUCUAGAAGAUGGACCGGUUCUGGUGGAUAGUGAUCUGGUGCUAGCUGAGAGGGUUGGAGACCAGUUCCAGAUGGUCGAAAUGCACAGACCCGGCAUCAACGGUACCAUGAUAAUCACUCCGCGUGGCUUCUACAACGGGAGCCUGGUGGACACCCGUCCUAAUCGGGAGCUGUACAAACGACGCCGGAACAUGAUGGGACAUCCCAUAGUCAUGUCUAACGUCAUCCAGGACAGUAAUACCACACGUUAUCACCUGCCCAGGGAAGAUCGAUUGCAACUCCAGUACGAUUCAAUUACAAAAGCUUGUUGGGCCGCCGCUAAUAUUGGCUUCGACAUGCUAAACGCCACAGGACGAUAUAUCUUCAGCUAUCGCUACGGUUACAAAGUGAACGGGCAGUGGUCUGGCAUGAUCGCUGAUCUUUAUAAUAAUAAAGCUGAUGUCGGCACCAACUGCGUGAUAUUCCGCGAUCGGUUUGACGUGGUGACGUAUACGGACUUAGUGGCUCCAAUGAGGAUGCUGUUCAUCUACCGCCAGCCUCCUCUAGCAUACGUCGCUAAUGUGUUCUACCUGCCAUUUUCCACGAGGGUUUGGGUCACUAUCGCUGUGUGUACUGCUAUUGCAACUGUUACUCUUUUCUUGGCCAGUCGAUGGGAGCUGGCUCUGACAAAGACUACAACACAACAGCAAUUAGAUGGAGGAAUAUGCGACGCUUUACUCUUAACUAUGAGUGCGGUUACUCAGCAAGGAUGUUACAUUGAACCUAGAAGAGCACCAGGUCGUAUGAUGCUGUUCGUGUUGUUCACGGCUCUGAUGGCGCUGUACGCGGCGUACUCGGCGAACAUCGUGGUGCUGCUGCAGGCGCCGUCUGACUCCAUCCGCAGCCUGCCGCAGCUCGCCGGAGCCAAGAUCACGCUCGCCGCAAACGACGUCGACUAUAACCACUUUGUUUUCAAUCAAAGCAGAGAACCUCUACACACUGCAGUACGAGACAGAGUAUUUCCGGAAAAUGGGAAACCACGUCUCUAUAGUCUCGCAGACGGUGUCGAAAGGAUCCGAAAGGGUUUAUUCGCUCUCCACUCAGUUGCAGAACCAGUGUACCGACAAAUUGAAGCCACGUUUUUGGAGAGCGAAAAAUGUGACAUAUCGACAGUGGAUUACCUUGUAACCUUCGAUUCCUUCACGCCAGUCAGAAAAGGAUCACCUUAUUUGGAGCUGAUUAGAGUUGUUCAUAAGCAGAUAAGAGAGUCCGGAAUCCAGUCAGCCAUUCGCAAGCGCUACUUGGUAUCCAAGCCGCACUGCACGACUAAGAUGUCAUCGUUCAGUAGUGUGGGCCUUAUGGACAUGCGACCUGUUCUUAUCCUGAUGCUGUAUGGAGUCGCUGUCUCUGUUGCUAUUGUUAUUGGAGAGAUCGUUUUACAUAAACUGUAAGUGUAGACACUAUUAGUAUUAAUUAUACGCAUUUAUUUUUAUCUUAUGAUUCUAUAUUUUGUUACAGAAUGAAUCGCCAUAAACACAAUUCAAAAGUUCAAAUGAUCAAAACGAAGUAUUAAGAACCACGUCACAAAUUACGAUUGGUUUUAUUG